Molecule: messenger RNA, 2030 nt
Organism: Cydia fagiglandana
Lineage: Eukaryota; Metazoa; Arthropoda; Insecta; Lepidoptera; Tortricidae
Product: SET and MYND domain-containing protein 4-like
Exons: 4
Coding region: 280-2007 (575 amino acids)
Molecular function (GO): protein binding
Source: RefSeq, a predicted model, not a curated record
UUUCGGAACAUCCCCCGACCCCCCUAGCUCUUCGUCCCCCAUGCCCCGGUCUCGCGCGUUUUUAUAAUUCUUUGCGUGGUCAGCAAAUCCUUUCGGAAGUUUAAUGUUUAUCAGUGACAAAAAUAUUUGAUAACGCUGCAAAUUGACCAAAAUAUUAAAUAAGCGGCAACAAUAAUUUGUUUGUUUCCUGCUGAAGUAACGAACUUAACAAAAAACUUUACUUCCACCAUAUGUUCUAUUGUUCUUGUUCUACCCACCAAGUCAGUGAUUCAGGCCAAAAUGAGCUUCGGAAACCCUAUGCUUUAUAACGAGAUACUGCUGAGAAAAGGUCUUUUGGGUGAUAUUUACAAAGCAGUGAACAAUUUAGACGGAUCAGCUGUAUUAGAAGCUUAUAAAGUACUGAGUAUAACUAAGGGAUUUCCUCGCAUGCACUCCCAUAUUAAAAGUAACGACAAAUCCUGCGUAUUUCGAAGUCAUGGGAAUGAUUAUUACCAGGAGGAAAACUACCAGAUGGCAUUGGAAAUGUAUAAUAAGGCUCUACUCUUUGCUCCAAAAGGUUCCAUAGAAAUGCUGCAUGCUUAUGGUAAUAGAUCAGCACUACUUUUCCAUUUAAAUGCAUAUUCUGCUUGCCUCAAAGACAUUGAGACUUGUCGCAAACUUGGGUGCACUGGGGACCUAGCAAAGAAACUAAAUAAGAGAUAUGAACAAUGCAUGGAAUCAAUGUGGAAAGAAAAUCUUAAGGACAAUAUAUUGCUGUGCAGUUGGGCUCAAGAGUAUUUCAAGUUUGAUGUUAAGAAACAUCCUGAUAUAUCUUGCCUAUGUGCCGAUGUGGAUAUAGUUUCUGAAGACGGAGAACAAAAGAUAGUUGCUACUAAGGAUUUAAAGAUUGGUACAGUGGUAGCUAUAGAUACUGCAUUUGUAACUCAUUCUCUCCCGGAUAAAUGUCUCGUCUCUUGCCAUUAUUGCCAAAAGACGACUUUCAAUUUGAUGCCUUGUGACAACUGCUGUGUCGCACUCUUCUGCAGCUUGCAAUGCAAGGAGCGCUGUCUGAAUGAGUACCACAACAUAGAAUGUCAGAUCAUGGACAUUCUACUCACAAUUGACGCUGGCCACAAAUUCCGUUUGGCAAUCAAGACUUUCCUGAAGCUAAAGUCACUCUGCAAGGACUGGACUACACUGAUUAAGGAAGCAAAUAACAUUGGGACCAGCAGAUUAAAUGAGAGUUCAUUGAGUGAAAUAUACAAUAUUGAAAACUAUUCUUCAAUAUUAUGCUUCAAGGAAGAUAGGCGUUUUGUCUUUGGUACACUGUAUAAUAGUGCCUUCAUUUAUGCCUCAGUGUUGCAUAGAUUGGAAAAAGUCCUCGGUUUCUUUCCUCAAUCAAAAUCUGAAGGUCUCGAAGCAAAGAAAUGCUUCGGAAAGCUCUGCCUCACUCUGCAGUUAAAUUGCCCGGCUACAGAACUUGUGACAUCUGCCGAGGAGCUGACUGUUGGUCAGAUAGUGACGGACAUGCCGGCUCACUUCGGCUGGUUCCCGUUUGCCGGGAAACUGAAGCACUGCUGCGAAGCGAACCUGCUGGCGCUGGGGCUUGAUGACCGCCUCGCACUGAUAGCUGUUAGACCUAUAAAGAAGGCAUCCGAGUUAACAGUUUCUUAUGUUGGGCACUGGUACGAGAACCUAUACGAAGACCAGCGCCGACUGAAACUGUACCAGAACAUACUGAACGUGUGCACCUGCCGCGUGUGUGCCCAGGGCUGGGACAUACACAGCUUCCGGCGGCGCGAUCUAGACGCCAAGCUGAAAAAGGCGUACUCCUCCUGGGACAACAUGCGCAAGAACCACGUAAUGCCCCAGCGGGACCCCUCCUACUUCCGCGAGACUUGCAGGACGCUGUCGUUGUUCGACGACCUACCCAACACCAAGGAGCACUACGCGGUGUUCAGGGAGCUCCGCACGCAGCUCAGCCUGGCGCAGUUCGCUGCCACUAAUAAUAUUAUGAUUAAUCGCUAAAGAAAAUUGGAGCCCGAAUAAGA